Molecule: messenger RNA, 1012 nt
Organism: Orbicella faveolata
Lineage: Eukaryota; Metazoa; Cnidaria; Anthozoa; Scleractinia; Merulinidae
Molecular function (GO): calcium ion binding; protein binding
Source: RefSeq, a predicted model, not a curated record
GCGAGUUUGUGGUUCCCUUCUAAACAAGAAGAGCCUGCCUCAAGAUGCAUAUAUUCCAUAUGUUGUCUUUGCUGUUGAUUUUCACUUACACACAGGUUUAUGGAACCAACUAUGUGAUAAAAGUGAGCACAUCCCGGGUGGCUUUUGCCGGUACUGACGCUCGUGUUUAUGUAAAUCUUAUUGGUGUAAAUGGCGAUUCAACUGGUUCUAUCAGGCUGCAUAACUCGAUAUGGGAUUUUGAAUUUGGACGGACGGACACCUUUCAUGGCAAUGCGAAGUUCGUAGGACAUUUGAAAGAGAUCAAAGUGUAUCAUGAUGGUUGGGGAAUAUUCCCUAAUUGGCACCUUGCUCAGGUGAGCUGAUAUACGGUUCAAGUAGCAUUUUUUUUUUUUUGCCGUAGAAUAUUUCAGAAACCAAGACAUUAUAAGAUAUAACUGGUUUACGAUUUGCUAAGGGGUGGACCAUGUGAAUUUAUGUACAUAACCACUGCUGACAAAAAUUAGCCAUUUCCAGUGAGCCGAAUAUAAAUCAUGUUACAGGGAGAACAAUAUAAUGCAUCACACGCCCCAACAAAAUGAAAGGGUUAAGAAAAUUCGUACCUGUACCAAAUCACCCAACUCUCCUUCGCCCCCCCCUCAAAAGUGAAAGGGUGUACCCUAAUCUAUUUUACAGUAAAUUGUUCGAGUUCACAACCAACGUAACUUGUUGUAUUAUAUUUUAAAAUAGUUUACGUUUAAACAAAAAGUCUGCAGAUAAAGGACGCAAAAACAAUUAAAUACAAUGUAACUUUAUCUGUAAGUACAUCUAAGCGGACUACAAAAACAUAGCUUACUUAUGGAGUGUUUUUGGUCCUAAAUACUGCCUAAGUUGACAAAUGUGGAUUUAAAUCACUCAGAAACAACUGCAGUCAGCCUUACUGGGGUGAAAGAUUCUCCCCCAUAUCAACUUUCUUUUCUCUCGUAAGUUCUCGCACGUAUAAAGAUGCGCCACACUCGCGUUUUAGGUGCAGGGA